AUGAAGCGUCCUUUUGUUUUGCUGACUUGCUCCUUCCUGACCUGGUGGUGGUACCAGCUUGUGACGGGUGACUUUGCCGCCUCUGAUGGACACACAGAUGUCCAGCCUGGUGAAGACGUCCACCACAACACCCUCAGAGAAACUCGCACAGAUUUGUUGGGCGUGAAAGGACGAGCAAGCAGAGAUGUAUUAGACACAAACAUCGGAGCAAACUGGGACCUACCGGACAUCAACAAGAACAACUACGAGGACGCUGACUGGCACCCUCCAUCCACCCUCCUGGAAACACGUUACAACCUUCAUCCUGAUUCUUCACCGGUGAUGCACAGAACAAACACUGGAGUCAGAGAAAGCAACAACCGGAGUUCAGCAGAGCACUGCGGCGAGUACAGCAGCCAGAUGACCUCCAACGGACAGUGCCGGCUGACGGCCACGCUGCCCGCGGUACCUGUGGGAACAUCCCAGAAACGCUGCCCUGAUAUGUUUCGCUGUACAGACGACAUCUCCUAUUGGCUGCAUGAGAACCAGAACAGGAAGGAGCAGCUGGAUGAGCUGAGGGAGACCAUGUCAACGCUGCAGGAGGAGCUGAGGAACCACGGGCAUCGAGUCAGGGCUCUGGAGACGCAGGUACACCAACGGCGAGAUCAGUGAAGUGUUUUAGGAGUUUGCAGCUGAACCUCCUUUUAUCUCCUGUGAGGAGUGUCUAACAUUAAACCAACAGACACUUUACUGGUGUUAAGAGUGCGCUUCAAUGGUCAGGUAACGACGAGUGCGCCCUCUGCUGGAUCAAACAGCGAGCUACAGUCUGAUGUAUUUUUUGGAUUUGUACAACUCACUUCAGUUUUCCCUUCAAGCUUGAACAGAUACUAAUAUUUCUGUUAAAAAAUGAGCUGAAACCAAAGAAAAGGCUUCAAACACGAGAGAACAAACAGAUGUUUUUAUUUGGUCAUUAACUCUCUCAUCUGUUCUCGUUCGCUCACUUCACUUCAUACCUAAUCGGCUUUAUCCAGCAGCUGUUUACUCCACCAAAGCUGUCGUGUGAUUAGAACAAGAAGAAAAGGGGGGAAAAAGGUGUGACAAUAUCAACACAGCCCGUCUUUAUCUCACUCUUUCUCCUUAUCUCUCUGUCUUGACACCCACUAAGUCCUCCUUAACCCUGAAUGCUAACAGGAUUAGCUGCAAACCUUUUGGAUGGAGUCCCGGAUCCUUCCGAGGCUUCCUGACCCAGAGAGCAUGUUUCUGGGCUGCAGUGUCCCCGGGCCGCCCUUCCUCACAAUCCAAUUAAAUGGAUCGCUGCUGAGCUUGUGACGCUGUGAAACGGUUUGAACCGAAGGAAGUUUGACGUAGAGAAGUUUGACGUAAAGAAGUUUGGUUUUCUCUAGAAACAAAUGUUCAGUUUUGCAGUUUCUUUGAGACUCUCUGAGAUUUUAGACGUCUUUGUUCCUUUUUGCUGCUUUACUUACUCAGACUUAGUUCCUCCCGUUCCUAUUGGAACAUUGGGCGACGAGUCCCCUUCAUUUGCUCCGGUCCCUAGCGACCCUUCUUGCUCCAUGCCAGCUGACUCCCAUCUCGCUCAGGUCUUCCUUGGCUGUUUGUCGCCAUGUCUUCUUUGGCCUCCCUCUAUUGCCACACUUGCCGGUCUCUCUCUAUUGGCGGUCGGAGUCCAUGUCCGGUCAUUCUCUUUCUCCUGUCACAGACGGUGUCAGACAAGGGUGCCUGCCCUUCUCAUCACCUCUCCAUGGUGAUGUGGUCUCUACAUGACACCUUUAGGAUGGAUCGGAGGCAUCGUCGAUGGGAGAGAUCCAACAGAAAGAUCUGUCUGACCCCUGAUCGAGUUGAAUAAUCAUGAACCACACAGGCUAACAUCCAUUUUUCUGCUUCUCAGGGUGAUGGAGGAUUGAAUCUGAACUUGACCUUUGACCAGCGUCUGCACUCCCUGGAGUUUCAUCAGACCAAGAUGGACACGCUGCUCCACAUUCAUGAGACGCUGCUGCAGGAGUUAGAGACGCAGCUCCGAAACCUUUCAGCCACGGUGCAGCGCGUGAACCUGAACACGGGCUGCAGGAUUAACGUCAUCAGAGCAACUUCUCUGCUCAGCAUGAGGGACACGCCGCCAGGUAGAUGCACACACACAGAGCAGACACCUUCAGAGCAAAUCCAGGUGUACUAAAACCUGCGGUCUCUCUGUCUCACCCCUCAGAUGGACGCCACCUGUCUCUCUGUCCGUCAGACUGUGCGACUCUGUAUCACAACGGUGUUCGUCGAUCUGGCGUUUACAGCAUUAUCGUGUCCCCAGGUUCAUCCCAGCCGGUGUACUGUGACAUGGAGACAGACGGUGAGACAUCCACGAUAUAGACACCUGUAAGCUACAUGCAUAGAAAUAUGUGUAAUAGAGUGACAUAUGAGGGCAGCAUGCUCAUGAAGACUCCUUCUAACAGGUGGGGGUUGGACGGUGUUCCAGCGACGGCGCGAUGGCUCGGUGAAUUUUAAUCGAGGCUGGUCGGAGUAUCGCGAAGGCUUCGGAGAGCCGCGAGGAGAACACUGGGUGGGGAACCAACAGCUCCACCUGCUGUCCAAUCAGGGCCACUACAGCCUUCGCAUCAAACUGCAAGACUGGAGCAACGCCCACAGACACGCCCACUACCACACCUUCAGGUAGAAAAGGAGACUUUGUGGAAAACAGGAAAACAGGUUUAGAUCUUUAGGAACAGAACAUGUUUAUAAUUGGUGAUAGCUUGCAGUCAGGUUCCACAGUAAAUGCUCCCUCACUCACUCCUUCCCUCAGCAAAGCAAUGGUGGCCUUCCAGGACAAGAAACUCCUGUGAUGACUCUUGAGUACAAUCCUUCAUUUGUUAGGUUUUUACUGUCAACAAUGUCUAGCAGAACAAAUUCUUUUGUGCCCAACAACCGCUCUCCCUACUGGUGCGUUUAGUGUGUCCUCUCACAAACUACAAAAAUUGUCCCUUCUGUGCUGCUGUAGAAACAUGGCGCUGCUUGCUAGACUCUGUGGAAGGGGAUCCAUCUGCGAUUUUAUAUACAGUUGAUUUUAUUUUAACCAUACUUCAUAAUAUUAUUCAUAAUAUUUCACUCCUACCGAGUCUGUACCUCCACAUGCUGCUCAUUCUUACACAUCGCACAUUUAACUGCAAGUUUGUUUUUUUUUUUUGUUUCCUUUCCUUUUGGAGCUUUUCAAGUCUUUAUUGUGCUUUUUUGACAGUCGGUGGACUAGUAAACUAGAGGAGAGAGUCAGGGAAAACAUGCUGUUCAAGGCCACAAGUUUGAAUUGAUAUUUACACUGCAAAAAAAAAAGAAUUUUGACCAAAAUUUGUCUCAUUUCUAGACAAAAUAUCUCAUCACACAUUAUCUAAGCUUCACUGACCCGACAGAUCCAAGUUUAAAUGUUUUUUAAAGCUUUAAUUUUCCUGAAACUGUCUCAGAAAAUCUUUAGAUUUUUUUGCUGUUUGCAAACAUGUUUUUGUAGUAGUUUGGUUUUGGUUUCGUUUCUCCUCCUCUUUGUUCUGCAGGAUAGAGGAUGAGGAGAACCACUACCGCCUCCACGUGUCCGGUUUCAGCGGCACCGUGAAAGACUCGUUUGCUUGGUACCACAAUCAGCAGAGCUUCAGCACGCCAGACACGGGAAACAUCUGCGCUGAAAUCAGCCACGCCGGCUGGUGGUUCCAUCAGUGUUUCUACGCCAACCUCAACGGCGUCUACUACAAGGUACGUCUACCUCAAUCAUCUGUGUUUAACUUAACAGAGUCGGAUUCUUUGUGAGGAGACAGAAAAAGAUGUUUUUUAAGAUAAAGGUGAAGGGCUCCAAUAAGAGGGUGAAGAGAAAAGAAGUGAGAGGAAACAGAAAUGUUCAGAGAGGAACCGAGAAAGCGGAGAUAUGUUGUGUUUAUGUGUUUCUCCUUCAGGGGGGUCGUUACUCUCUCAAAGCUCAGAAUUUACUCGGACCGGACGGCAUCGUCUGGUUCUCCUGGAGAGAAUCGGACUUCUAUUCCUUGAAGGGGGUCACCAUGAUGAUUCGACCGAGCAACUUCAGACCGAGCUUUUCACCGUAA
Messenger RNA from Xyrichtys novacula (pearly razorfish), 4064 nucleotides. Lineage: Eukaryota; Metazoa; Chordata; Actinopteri; Labriformes; Labridae. The record is from the annotation of a GenBank genome assembly.